Molecule: messenger RNA, 1701 nt
Organism: Plasmopara halstedii
Lineage: Eukaryota; Oomycota; Peronosporomycetes; Peronosporales; Peronosporaceae
Product: apoptosis-inducing factor mitochondrial-like
Exons: 1
Coding region: 1-1701 (566 amino acids)
Biological process (GO): programmed cell death; mitochondrial respiratory chain complex assembly
Cellular component (GO): cytoplasm; mitochondrion
Molecular function (GO): NAD(P)H oxidase H2O2-forming activity; FAD binding; protein dimerization activity
Source: RefSeq, a predicted model, not a curated record
AUGUGGCGCUCGUUGCAACGCUCUCCACUUCCAGCGGCGGCGUUAACCGCUGGCCUCUUCUCCAUCGUAAAAUCUUCGCUUAAUGAGCCUGUUCAAUCAACAAAUGUUAUACCGCUCGAAAUUCCCGCUGCUUUAUCGUCACCAAGUGCGCCUUCACCCGGGGGCGAUAAGCUCCGAUUAUCGCGUCGCUUUACCCGCCGCAAACAAACCAAACAUCACAGAUAUGUGAUUGUGGGAUCUGGCACGGCCGCCAAUGCUGCUAUCGAGGCUAUUCGACAGGAAGAUGCUUGUGCCGAUAUUCUCGUGCUCAGUGAUGAGAAUGCGCUGCCUCGUCUUGACUUUGGCGUCCAGCAACCGCGGGGCGACGAGGAUGAUAGUGAUGGGGACGACGGGCCGUCACUGGCUCCUGCUCUUUUAAUUAGCUACAACGAAUGGCGUCGUCAUUUAAGUGCACGCUUUGAAGAAGACGUGGUCUCGUCCACAGGGCCACCGCCACUUACAUUAUUGCUCGACAAGAGGCCACUUGAGUUCGACGUCGAAAAAAAUCGCGUGUUGCUAGGAGACGGCACUGAAGUGCGAUAUGAGCGCUGCCUCGUGGCAUCGGCUGGUCGGCCUCGUCACUUUUAUGUGUUGGACAGCGAUCGCGUAUCAUACGCGCUCAAAGACCGCGUCAACACGUGCACGACGCAUGCAGACUUUGUGCGACUGGAUCAGCUGGCCGCAGGGGCAUCCGAUGAAGGAGGUGGUGCGGCACAGAGCGUUCUGGUAAUCGGUGCUGGUUUUUUGGGCUGUGAAGUGGCCUGUGCGCUGGCUACGGACCCGCGGAACAACCACCUAAAAAUCAAAUUGGUGUUCGUAGAGCAGUUACCUGCUGCCAGAACGCUACCUCCUUAUCUGGCAGAGGAGCUGGCGCGACGACUCAGCCAUGCAGGAGUUGACGUCGUAUCUAACCGAUUAGUCACAAGUUUGCGCCCAAGCCUGGAUGAUGACGACAAUGAGAGCGACAGAGGCGUGACUGUAGGCGUACUAGGCAAGGACAAGCCCGAGGUAGCACUAGAUGCCGACUAUGUCGUGCUGGCAUCCACCCAUACGGAUCCAGCUACGACGCUUCGCAUGGGACGCGCAACUCGGACUGGGGGUGGCCUAGAGCGGGAUGAAAAAAAUGGCGGACUAGUUGUUAAUGCGCAGCUAGAAGCUGUUUCUGGUUUGUUUGUUGCUGGAAACGCUGCCAGUUAUUAUGACCCGUAUUUGGGAAGACGGCGCGUGGAUCGUUACGAUCACGCAGUCAACAGCGGACUCACAGCUGGUCGCAAUAUGGUCAGAUCGCUUCGUGGUGCAGGAAAGAUGAAGACAUACAGACAUCAGCCUUUGUUCCGUAGUCACCUACCGGGUAUUGGCGUACUAAUGGAAGGUAUCGGUGAGGUGAAUUCGUCAUCACGCACUGUAGGUGUCUGGGUGCAGCCACCUAACCUCAACUCCAGCCCGAACGGCAGUCAAGGGACGCCGUACGAGCGUGGUGUGGUUUAUUUCCUUAAAGGUAACAAGAUUAUGGGCAUUGUGCUGUGGAAUGCCUCGGAUGUGCUUGAGAGUGCGCGUCAAUUAAUGCUCUCGCGGCCAGAAAUUCGCGACAAUGUGGAGGAGGAACUCAAACACGCAAUUUCGCUCGCGCCAAAUGACUGGCUGCAUGUCGUAUCUACGUAG